ACAACAAAUAUGGCGGACGGCUGAUGAAUUUAUGUGAAUGUGUAAACAUUUAAACGCCCAUCAUAAGUUGUAGAUGUCAGUAAUUACAUACUGAUAGUUAUUGUUGAUGGUUUGACAGUUAAUAGUUUCAUUGUCACACAUAAGUAAACAGUCAUGCCGCCCAAGAAGAAGAAGAGCGGAAAGAAGAAGGGGAAAAAGAGUGGAAAGAAGUCUGGACGUGGAUCUCCAGCCAAAGUUUCCACCGAACAGCUCAACGAAUUGUCCAAAGAAUUUUUCCUGAUACAAAUCAGAGAUCUUGAGAAUAGACUCGUCAGGUAUCAGAAAAAGUGCGAUGAGCUUGAAGUUGGAAAUGCCCAGUUCCAUGACAAGUUUGACCAGAUGGACACAGAUAAGAGGGAGAUCGUGUCCUUCUGGAAACAACAAGUGGAGAAAAAGUCUGAUGAGCUGGCAGACUUGAACGACCGUUUCAUCGGCUUGCAACAGGCCAAAGAUGCUGAGAAGGAAACGUAUGAGAAUCAGUUGCAGUCCUUGAGAAAUGAAUACCAGGAGAUGAAGGAUCAGCUGACAUCGGAGAACAUGAUCUUAGGUGGCAAGCUGGCGUCUCUAGAGGAGUUCAAGGUACAGAAGGAGGAUUUGAUGGCCAAAUUUGCCAUGAUGGAGGAGGAGCUGGCCAAGAAGGAUCAAGAUCACAAGGAGGCUAUCUACUUGGAGAAGAAAGCUGUCAUUGAUAAGGACAGGUUAAAGAAGGAGAUGAUCCUGAGAGUGAACCAAGUUGCUGCAGAGUUUAGGAAAGUUUCCAACAAACAAAUGGCUGAGACAACCAAAAGGACAAUACGUGAAAAUGUGUCAAUCAAUGCACAGUUGGCAAAAAUGUCUGACAAAACCAUGGAACUGAUUCAGGAGAACGAUGAACUUCGUCAGCGGGAGAAGAAACAGAAACAGCAGAUUGAGCUGCUGGAAACAAAUGAGAAGGAAUUACUCAAGAAAAAUCACAGCGGUCAAAAGAUGAUUAAGAUGUUCACGGAGAAGUGUCGGAACCAGGAAGCCAUGAUAGCAGAGUACGAGCUGAGGGAGGAGGAGUACAGAGAGCGGGAUGCCGAAUCAGAUCUCCUCCGCCAGCAGGUGGAGUCCACUCGUGAGGAGAACCAGCAGCUGUAUAGUGAGAAAGACCAACAAGAAGAGCAGUUACGAGAUGUCACAAGUCACCUGGAAAAGGAGAGGAAGGACAAGGCCAAGAUUGACAGAGUUUUGGCGGACACUGCUUACUGUGUUCAGACUCUUGAGAUGGCUCUCAGGAAAACUGAUGCAGAGGAGGAGGAAGAUGAGGAAGAUUCUUUGAACGAGAUGGAGAGCCGGGACCGCAUGCUGGAGCAACUGCUCAUCCUCCUUAACAGUGCUGCAGCAGUGGGCGCUGGCCCUCCCCCUGGGGAGCUGGGCAAGCAGUUCGAGGAGAUGGAGAGAAGUGCCAGUAAAAUACCUGGCAGUGGCAAGGGCAUUAGGAGAGGACAGUUACCCUUGUCCCCAAUCUACAGUGGAGGUACACUGCCUCACUACAACCUGGGUGACCUCGGCCUCAUCCCCCGCCCCAAGCAGCUAAUCCCCACCAACCUUGACAAGAUGAGGGUAUUGUCGGCCACCACCAGACUCGGCACCCUCAGGAAGGUCCUCACUCGCUCUGUGGGCAUCCAGACAGUCAGCGUCCCCAAGGCCAUGUUUUAUGCUGACCAACUGCUCACUCGGGUACCAGUGUCCACUCAACAUGUCGUCAUGCAAGAGCUUCAUUCAUUGGAUAAACCCAAGACACCAAUCACUCUUGGACCAAUUGCAACAUCCAAGAGACUUUCCAGUAAAGUAUACUAAUGCUGUGUUUCUGACACUGAGCACAUUGCAUGGCUUGCCAAUCAAUGACAUCUGUGAUGAAAUAUACAUCGUUCUGAUCACGCAGCUCACUGUGAACACAGUCUUCACUUCUGGUAUAGACAUGCUAUUCAGAGAAUCGUGUCUAUCCCAUUUCACAUUCACUUUCUACUUUGAUGUCCAAUUAUCAAAUAAUUCUAAUAUGAUUAAAUUAAGUGAAUUGAAUGUACUGGUUACAUGAUUUUGUUAAUUAUCUUAAUGGUUCCUAUGUACUGUGUUCUUUGAAUUUAUUCAAUCAAAAAUUUAAUUAGUUUUAUGUUAUUUAUUCAGGUAAAUUUGUGUUACAGGUAAUAAUAUCUGUUUAUAUGACAUUUUAAUUUUAAGUCAAAAUCAUGAACUUAAAGCCUUCAAAAUUUAAAAUUCAUAUUUCACCCAUCUAAAUAUAAUUCCGUCCAGUUCAUUGGCAAAUAUAUUUAUGUACAUAACAAUUAUGUAUCUUAUUUGUUCAAAGAAUUAGCAUAUCUGUACAUUUGUUAAUUUAAGUAGUGAAACAAAAUAUUGAUCAUUGUAUAAAUUUAUGACCAAAGUGAUAUUUAAACUUGGAUAGAUUUUGUUAAUGGUAAAUCCAUGUUUAUAUUGUUGUGUGUAUAUGUAAAUUCUAUUGAUUGUGUGAUACUGAAAGAUAUAUUUUAUUAAUGCACUGGUUCUUUUCUUUCUUUUUUGAGGAAUAAACAACCUGCAUCUUA
Molecule: messenger RNA, 2603 nt
Organism: Haliotis rubra (blacklip abalone)
Lineage: Eukaryota; Metazoa; Mollusca; Gastropoda; Lepetellida; Haliotidae
Product: cilia- and flagella-associated protein 157-like
Cellular component (GO): ciliary basal body; cilium
Molecular function (GO): microtubule binding
Source: RefSeq, a predicted model, not a curated record